AUGGCGACGAACGGCGUGAGUGGAAGACUGCACGACUGCUAUGCCUCGACAGAUCCACGAACCAACAAGGACCUAGUCAAGACGCUCAGCGACAAGAAUGUUCUCAUGCUGGAGGCGAAUGAAGUCGAAGAAGUCGCGAAGCUGUGUAAAGGCACUGACGGAAGAAUUGGUACUAAGACACGCGCCCUGGAUGUUCGCGAUGCUGUCGCAGUGAAGGACUUCGUACAUGAGGUCGUUAGUGACUUCGGUGGCAUCGACGUGCUCAUAUUCAAUGCCGCGAGGCCUCCUCAAUGGCUCCCUUUGUCCGAAGGAAGCCCUGAAUUGUGGUGGGAAAGUGUCGAGAUCGGCAUCCGCGGCUCCUACAAUUUCAGUCGAUACGUGCUCCCUGUGAUGCAGAAGCAGAAAUCCGGAACGAUCAUUUUAGUCGGCAGUAUGGGUGCGCAUGGUAACGCUGGAUAUUCUUCCUACACCACAGCGAAGCUCGGGAUACUUCGCCUGGCAGAAAUAAUCCAUGCUGAGAAUUUCAAGGAAUAUAACAUCAAGGCAUUCUGCGAUGCGUCAGAAGGCAGGUUCGAGCCUGGCUCUUAUAUCAUUAGAGGCGCUGAAGGGGAGGAGAAAUCCGUUGCCAUCGCGAUGGAGCAUUUUGGGCACAUCACGGAAUGGGACAAACCCGAAAUGGGGGCGGGCAUGAUGACAGUCCUCUGCAGCGGUCGAUUAGACUUCCUCUCCGGCCGGUUCAUCGAUUCUGGACUGAAGGUGGAAACGUAUCUGCAACAGAAGCAGGAGAUUCUGGAGCAGGACUUAUUCCGUGUGAGGCUGAAUGCCGGAAGUGAUGGCUUGAUCCCGACAUUGAAGUACUAG
Cyphellophora attinorum is the source of this 861-nucleotide messenger RNA. RefSeq names its product Dehydrogenase/ SDR family member 4. Lineage: Eukaryota; Fungi; Ascomycota; Eurotiomycetes; Chaetothyriales; Cyphellophoraceae. Bases 1 to 861 code for a protein of 286 amino acids. The transcript is spliced from 3 exons. The record is from RefSeq and is a predicted model, not a curated record. Gene Ontology annotation, molecular function: oxidoreductase activity, acting on the CH-OH group of donors, NAD or NADP as acceptor.